Ziziphus jujuba (common jujube) is the source of this 1949-nucleotide messenger RNA. RefSeq lists its product as uncharacterized. The transcript has a single exon. NCBI's taxonomy places the organism in Eukaryota, Viridiplantae, Streptophyta, Magnoliopsida, Rosales, Rhamnaceae. The record is from RefSeq and is a predicted model, not a curated record. Bases 206 to 1669 code for a protein of 487 amino acids.
CCCUCCUCCCCUCCUCUAUAUAUACCCACCAUUCUCCUACUCUACAACCUCACUUCCUCACUCUUCCACUCCCCAAGAGAUAUAUAUACAAAGAAAGAGCGAGAGAGAGAGAGAGGCCACACUCAAAGUCAGUGAGACAAUUUCUUCUUGCAAAUUCAAAUUCCCUUAAAAAAAAAAAAAAAGGAAAAAAAGAAAACAAAUAAAUAUGCCUUCCUCACCAUCUCUAACUCUUCUUUCCAAAUGCACCGUCUUCCCAGACCGGAACUCCACUCUUGGAGACCUCAAGCUCUCCGUCUCCGACCUCCCCAUGCUCUCCUGCCAGUACAUCCAAAAGGGUGGCCUUUUCACUCGCCCUCCUCUCCCAGUCGACUCCUUCCUCGCUCUUAUGAAGCGCGGUCUCUCUCAAACUCUAUCUCAAUUCCCGCCUCUCGCCGGACGGUUAACGACCGACUCCGAUGGCCAUGUCUAUAUAACCUGCAAUGAUGCCGGUGCGGACUUCAUUCACGCCAAUGCCGGCCAUAUAUACAUCCGCGACAUUCUGGGUUCUGUCCAUGUUCCUGAAUGUGUGAAGGAAUUCUUCGCUUUCGAUCGAACUGUCAGCUACAAUGGCCAUUUCAGGCCGAUUUUGGCCGUGCAGGUUACCGAGCUUGCUGAUGGGGUUUUUAUCGGAUGCGCUGUGAACCACGCAGUCGUCGAUGGGACCUCUUUCUGGAAUUUCUUCAACACGUUCGCUGAGGAGUGUAAAGGAGUUAAAAGGAUUUCGAAGCAACCGGAAUUUAGCCGCCAAUCGGUGUUGAUCUCGCCGGCGGUGCUCAAAUUGCCGGAAGGUGGACCUAAAGUUACCUUCUCUAACGACAAGCCGUUGAGCGAGCGAAUAUUUAGCUUCAGCAGGGAAGCGAUUCGUAAGCUGAAAGCGAAAACAAACAACCAGAAAUGGACAGACAACGAAGACGACGACAAACUCACCGCCGUUGAAAUUUUGGGGAAGCUCAGUAACGACACGUUUCAAAAUAACGGUAAGAUGAAGAGUCUGAUUGAGAACUGGUUGAAAAACGGCGUCGUUGCGAAACAGCAAACAGCAGAGAUUGAGUCAAACAAAGCGACGGCUGAGAUUUCAUCUUUCCAAUCGAUCUGCGCGCUUCUUUGGCGAGCGGUCACGCGUGCCAGGAAGCUUCCUAGCUCCAAAGUGACGACGUUUCGGAUGGCGGUGAAUUGCAGGCAGAGACUGGAACCGAAGCUUGAUCCGUACUACUUCGGGAACGCAAUUCAAAGUGUACCGACUUACGCGUCAGCGAGUGACGUAUUGUCUCGGGAUCUGAGAUGGUGUGCCGAGCAGCUGAACAAGAACGUGAGGGCACACGAUAGCGGUAUGGUGCGCCGGUUCGUAGAGGAUUGGGAAAGCAAUCCGAGGUGUUUUCCUUUAGGGAAUCCCGACGGCGCGUCGAUCACGAUGGGUAGCUCACCGAGGUUCCCGAUGUACGACAACGAUUUCGGGUGGGGAAGACCGAUGGCUGUUCGGAGCGGUAGGGCGAACAAAUUCGACGGCAAGAUCUCGGCGUUUCCGGGGAGGGAAGGAGGUGGGAGCGUUGAUCUGGAGGUCGUUUUGUCCCCGGAGACGAUGGCGGAGAUUGAGUCGGAUUUUGAAUUCAUGCAAUACGUAUCGAGCUAAAGGAGCCGAGUUCUGAUGAGAACUGUGACGGUUAUGAUUGAGUGCGGUUUUACCAUGCUCAAUACUAUAUGGACUCUAGUUGAAGAUUAUAGUGACGAUAAUGAUGACAAUUGGACCGCUCAAUUGUGUUUUGUGUUUAAAUAAGCCAUCUGAACGAUUUGAUUUCAGCCGGGAGGUUGGGGAUGUUUUUCUUUCUUUGUGACAUAUUUUAUGUUUUUGUAAUAUUACUUGUUUUUAUACUUUUGCUUAAUAUCAUAUACUUUCUGAUUUCUUAAUGUUA